ACAUCACCAGGCAUCCCGGAAGUAGUCUCUAGCUAGAAUGGAGUGAUGGCUGCGGCCUUUCGUCGUCAACACCUCAACAGGAAGAAAAUGUCAGCAGAUUUUCAACUCUUCUGAACGAUCCAUCAUCGAGUCCGGUCGGACCUCCGUCGGCGUCGCCAACGUCCCCCACACCCCGAGCUGUCCCUGGUUGGCCGUUUGGUGCACCUUGAAAGAAGAAGAAGGAGAAGCAGGCUCAAAGAGAAAAGAAAAAUUGGACAAAAAUGUCACUGUUCCAAUCGGCGCUGGAUUUCCUCGCCGGGCCCGGCUCGGUCGGAGCGGCAAGUCGGGACCAGAACGACUUUGUGGGGCAGAUGGUCGAGUUGGGUGACAUGAAACUGCGGAUCAAGCGGGUGAUUGCGGAAGGCGGCUUCGCAUUUGUCUACGAAGCCCAAGACGUCAGCAGUGGCAAAGACUACGCUCUGAAGCGACUUUUGUCCAACGAGGAUGAGAAAAACAAGGAAAUAAUCCAGGAAAUUUGCUUCAUGAAAAAGCUGUCGGGGCACCCCAACGUGGUCCAGUUCUGCUCUGCCGCCUCCAUUGGCAAAGAGGAGUCGGACACGGGUCAGGCCGAGUUCCUCAUCCUCACCGAACUCUGCAAAGGCCAGCUGGUGGACUUCCUUCGACGAGUGGAGCAGCGCGCCCCCGUCUCCUGCAACACUGUGCUGAAGGUUUUCUACCAGACGUGUCGUGCCGUGCAGCACCUGCACAAGCAGAAGCCCCAUGUCAUCCACAGAGACCUCAAGAUUGAGAACCUGCUGAUUAGUAACCAAGGCACCGUCAAACUGUGCGACUUUGGCAGUGCCACCACCGUGGCUCACGACCCCGACUACAGCUGGUCGGCACAGAAGAGGUCCAUGGUGGAGGACGAGAUCACAAGGAACACCACUCCAGCAUACCGAACACCGGAAAUGAUCGACCUGUACUCCAACUAUCCCAUCAAUGAGAAGCAAGACAUCUGGGCCCUGGGCUGCAUCCUCUACCUGUUGUGUUUCAAGCAACACCCGUUCGAGGAAGGCGCCAAGUUGCAGAUCGUCAACGGGAAGUACUCCGUGCCGCAGAACGACACCAAGUACACGGUCUACCACAAUCUCAUUCGCUCCAUGUUGAAAGUGAAUCCCGGGGAGCGGCUCUCCAUCACAGAAGUGGUCAACCAGCUUCAGGAAAUAGCGGCGGCCCGAAACGUCAACCCCAAGUCCCCCAUCACAGAGCUCCUGGAGCAGAAUGGAGGGUUCGGAAGUAACGGGGCGGCGGCGGCAGCAUCGACGGCGGCGACGACAGUCACGGCCCCCUCGCAGAUACAACACAACAAUGCAGGGAUUUACGAUCCCGACCAGUCGGGUAGCGGCUUCCUGGACAUCCUCAAGGGAGGAACCGAGCGCUUCCUGACCAACAUCAAGGAUACCUCCUCCAAGGUCAUCCAGUCCGUAGCCAGCUACGCCAAAGGUGACCUAGAUAUCUCCUACAUCACCUCGAGAAUAGCAGUCAUGUCUUUCCCGGCCGAAGGGGUGGAGUCUGCUAUAAAGAAUAAUAUCGAGGACGUGCGGCUAUUUCUGGAUUCGCGGCAUCCUGGACACUACGCCGUCUACAACCUCUCCAGGCGCUCCUAUAGGCCGUCCCGCUUCCACAAUCGGGUCUCGGAAUGCAACUGGCAGGUUCGCCGCUCUCCCCACCUGCGCAGUCUGUACAGCGUGUGCAAGAACAUGCACCAGUGGCUCAAGCAGGACCAGAGGAACAUCUGCGUGGUCCACUGCCUGGACGGCAGGGCAGCGUCCGCCGUGGCCGUUUGCUCCUUCCUGUGCUUCUGCCGCCUCUUCACCACGGCCGAAGCGGCCGUCUACAUGUUCUCCAUGAAGCGCUGCCCGCCCGGUAUAGCCCCAUCUCACAAGAGGUACAUCGAGUACAUGUGCGACAUGAUGGCGGAGGAGCCCAUCGUCCCGCACGGCAAGCCCGUUCUCAUCCACGCCAUCACCAUGACGCCCGUGCCGCUGUUUAACAAGCAGCGCAAUGGCUGUCGGCCCUUCUGCGAGGUCUACGUCGGCGACGAGAGGGUCCUCACCACCUCCCAGGAGUAUGACCGGAUGAAGGAUUUUAAAAUGGAGGACGGACGAGCGGAGAUUCCUCUCAACGUGACCGUCCAAGGAGACGUGCUGGUGGUGAUCUACCACGCCAGGUCCACGCUGGGAGGACGUCUGCAGGCCAAGAUGGCCUCCAUGAAAAUGUUCCAGAUCCAGUUCCACACAGGCUUUGUGCCCAGAAAUGCUACCACGGUGAAGUUUGCCAAAUACGACCUGGACGCCUGCGACAUCCAGGAGAAAUAUCCAGACUUGUUCCAGGUCAACCUGGACAUUGACGUGGAGCCCCGGGACCGAGCCAGCGCCAAGACUCUGCCGUGGGACGGCUUUCAAACCAAGGGCCUCAACCCCAAGAUCCUCUUUUCGUCCCGCGACGAGCAGCAAGAGAUCCUCAGCAAAUUUGGUAAACCGGAACUGCCACGUCAGCCGGGAUCCUCUGCGUUCUAUGACGCCGGUCAACCGCCUCAGCAACCCGCGCAAGCCUCGCAAAGCUCCACCGCCUCGGACUCUCCCGUGAGCAGCGACACCGGCGCCAACAACUUCUUCCAGACGCUGGACUGGGAAGAUGUCGGCGGGCCUCUAGACACAUUGGGCAUCCAAACGGGCGGGUCCUCGAAUGAGCUGGAAGAUCUGAGUGACCAGUCGGAAGGAGAGUCCUACUCGUGCUCGACCCACAGCGGGGAGCCUCCGGCGCGGGAUAACAGUGAGCCGCUCUUCGAUGCCGACUUCCAGACUCCAAUCCCAUCUCCCGAGGACUCACCCGCCGACAACACAGCCGAUCUCUUAGGUUUGAACUCCGAACUCCAAGCGCCGACGACGACCUGCGCUGGCCUGAAGGCCUCGUCUAGCCACGGCGACCUUCUCAACGACCUGUUUGCACCACCUGCCGAACACACGACGGCAACCCAGGAGGACUUGUUCUUUAGCAGCUCCAAACCCACAAGCGACCCGUUCGACCCGUUUGGGAUGGGCUCCAGCUCCGGCGUGGGCUCCAGCGUGGGCUCGUCCCGGCAGGCCUCUGGCCCCGACCUGUUUGGGGACUUGAUAGGUUCUGAGAGUUCGGCGCCGAGCAAAGCCGCUUCCGCUUCUAACGCCAGCCUCUUGAACCUGAAUCAAUUAGGUAACAAUGCUCCCAAGAUGACAUCGUCGGCCAGUCACCCGGACCUCUUGGGCGGGUGGGACAGCUGGGCAGCCAGCACGUCGGCGGCCAUGAACUCCACUGCCAAGCCCGCGUAUGUCAGCACAGCUUCGAGUAGGUCUUCCAUGUCCAAGGCCAAGUCUCAGACCUUAGAUCCCUUUGCUGAUUUGGGGAAUUUAAGCUCCAAUUUACCGGGUUCGACCACCGGUAACUUCUCCAAGCCUAGCAAGGUUCCACCGUCCUCCUCUUCAUCUAAGCCUCAAGGUCCGGCGUCCUGGCAAGCCGGCAAAGCCCCCCAGGGCCACAACAAGACCUGGCAGGCGGGUCCCGGCUCUGCGCCCAAAGCGUCUGCGCCCCCCCAGUGCGCUGGCCCUCAGACCACCAAGGCCAACUACAACCUCAACUUCCCCAGCGUCAUCGGGGGUCGCGAGGAGAGAGGCGUUCGGCCUCCGGCAUUCGGCCCCAAGCCCAAAGUCAAGGAGGACGACUUUGGGGACCUGCUGUCCACUCAGGGAUUCUCCUCCAAGAUGGAUAAAAAAGGGCCCAGGACCAUCGCCGAAAUGAGGAGGCAGGAGCUCACAAAGGAAAUGGAUCCGCUUAAACUGCAGAUCUUAGACUGGAUCGAGGGCAAGGAGAGGAACAUCCGCGCGCUGCUGUCCACGCUGCACACGGUGCUGUGGGAGGGCGAGAGCCGCUGGAGGCCCGUGGGCAUGGCCGACCUAGUGACGCCCGACCAGGUGAAGAAGUUCUACAGGAAGGCCGUCCUGGUGGUCCAUCCAGAUAAGGCAACUGGCAAGCCAUACGAGGACUACGCUAAGAUGAUCUUCAUGGAGCUGAAUGAUGCCUGGUCAGAGUUUGAGAACCAGGGAUCCAAAGCCCUCUUUUAGUAGAAAAGACAACAAAAGUGACACAAAAAGACGGUCCGGCUGAGGACUGCAUUGUGAACGGAUAUAGCUAACCCCGCGGGGCAUGAUUGGACGGGACUGAGCCCACAUUGGGCCUUCUUUGUUUAUGUUUUGUAUUUUUUUUUUUUUUUGCACUGCCCGUCUUUCACUCCACUUCACAAUCUCCCCAAGUCCUUGCUACAUCUGUGGAAAUACAAAAGAAAAAACAACACCGUUGACGCACUGCAACAUUCAAGGGGUGACAAUGGUGAAAAGAGCGAGGAAUUUCUGAAUGCUAAUGGAUUUUGCAAACGGAACUGCUUUGUUGGUGCCUGUCAGUAUCGUAGACAAGCCUUCAAAAUGGCUGCCAAACAAUGUGAUUUGUCUGCCAGUCACUAUUGAGAAACACACACGCUACAUACUCACGCUAGUUAGUCUAGUGGUACUUUCUGACAAAACAGACCCAUGUGAACAAAAGUGCUCUUUUUUUUUUAUUACUAUAGCCGUCCAAUCGUGCUAUGCUACGUGACUAACCGCUCAUAAUAAGGCCAUUAGCGAUAGAGAGUGACGAACAUUCCAUUAGCGCUACCGCUAACUACUUCCACCUCAACAAUCCGACUUGUAGUUAGCGUAAUGUGACAAAUAAUGAAGGAGGUGUGCAUCCAGUUAGCAUCAUGCUAUCCUAAAUCACUAACAUCGCGCACUGCAGCAAUCAGGCUUUUUCGAUGCACUCUGACGAUGAAGCAAUUAACAGCGCCCUAAUUAACAGUCAGGCUACUUUUGACUGGGCAAAGCCUUGAGUUGGGAGCUAUGCCUACCAAGAAUGACAAUGUGAAGUUGGCAAAGUAGCACGGCGUACUGCUAACCACGUACACUGAAUGUUGGACAGGAGCUCGCUCUUGUUGGCAUCUCUUGCUAACUCGUGAAAGGGCGUGGCUGAUGUUUUUUGAAUGACAUAGAUCAACCAUAACAUGUGUGAUUAGCUUUUCAUAUUUCAGAAGGGUCCAUUGUGUGCAUAAAUAUUGUAAUUACAAAACAUCCAUCUCGUGACUUUGUGAAGAUGACCUUCAAGUGACAGAUCCGCGCGGGAGUACGUGUUUUAUAACAUCACACUGUUGACGUAUUGUUGACGUCGUAUUAGUUCACAUUUUUACCUCAUGGACCAAUCCAAUCACUUUCUUAUUUAUUAUUAUUAUUCGUCAGUUUAUUUUUUGCAUUCAAUUGGUGCCUGAUUAAAAAAAAAAGAUUAAAGUUGGAAAAAAAGAAAUCAGUUAGAUUUUCAUAUGAUAAUAUAUUAGAGGGUGUGUGGGGGACCACUUUGAUUUCAUCCCAAAGGUUAUAAAUAUGCUUUUUACAAAUAUGAAUACAGAUAUAUAUAGAAAUAUAUAUCCUAUCUUGUCAUAUCUGUCUUUUCGUUUUUGUUUUUUUACUUCCUUUUUUGUUGAGAUUUUUAAAUUUGUGUUUCCAGUAUGAUUGUAAGUUUAAGAAUGGAAAUCAUCAAUACAGUGUUUUACUGGAUCAAAUUGUCAUAACAAGAGAAUAUGAAUGAAUGAAAAAACAUUAAAAGUUCUGACGGCAAAAAGA
Molecule: messenger RNA, 5717 nt
Organism: Syngnathus typhle (broad-nosed pipefish)
Lineage: Eukaryota; Metazoa; Chordata; Actinopteri; Syngnathiformes; Syngnathidae
Gene: gak
Product: cyclin G associated kinase
Exons: 29
Coding region: 261-4136 (1291 amino acids)
Biological process (GO): protein phosphorylation; regulation of clathrin-dependent endocytosis; positive regulation of Notch signaling pathway
Cellular component (GO): cytoplasm
Molecular function (GO): protein serine/threonine kinase activity; ATP binding; AP-2 adaptor complex binding
Source: RefSeq, a predicted model, not a curated record